UCGGGGGACUAGAAAAUGACGCCCAGAAGAACAAAAGAUUUCACCCUGGCUUCCAGGCUUUGGGCUUCGUUGAUGGCUCUCCCCUAUGUCCUUGCACACUGUCAUAAAGAGCGCCGAACUCCAGAUAGGGGAGGCCGAGCGCACACCGUGAGUCUGCGGACCGCCCCAGCGAUGCGCGGCGGCAGAGCCCAGCCCGCAGGGAACGCGCACGGAGGAGGAGGCGGCGGGCCGCGUAUUCUGCGCACGCGCGGCCGCCCAAGCCAGCCGGCGGGCCUUGAGGGGGCGGGGCGUGCGUGGCUGCUGCAGGCCGCGGGGCCUCGCGUGUCCCCGUCCUCACCGCCCGUCGUCUCACGCGAGAUGCUGCUUCUGGCGUUGGGCGGCCCGCGGGCGGCCGGACUGCGGCUCGGCGGGCAGAGGACAGCGUCGUGGGCGCGCGCCGCGCUCCGGGGCCCCGGGGCGGCCGUCUCGCGGGCGGCCUCCCGCAGCAGCUCGGCGGGGCCGGUGGGCGGCGGCAGCGCGGGGCCGCGGGGAGCCGCGCCGCUGCUCCGGCGUCCCGUGCCAGCGCAGAUACCUGUUUGUUGGGAAAGAUGUGUUCAAUGCUUACAUACACAACUUGAAAAAUCAGAAGAUGGAAGGCUGAUUUAUACUGGGAAUCUGGCCCGAACAGUAUUUGGUGUGAAAUGUUUCUCUUAUUCUACAAGUUUGAUCAGCCUUGCGUUUCUACCAUAUAUUUUUGCACAAAAUAAUAUUAUAUUUGGAAGUCUGCCUUUGCAAAUCUUAUUUUAUGGCAUCAUAGGAAGUUUCACAGUGAUCACUCCAGUCCUGCUUCACUUUAUCACAAAAGGCUACGUUGUUCGGUUGUACCACGAGGCCACAACAGACACUUAUAAAGCCAUUACUUAUAAUGUUGUGCUGUCAGAAACAAGUACAGUGUUUCACCAGAAUGAUGUGAAGAUUCCAGACAGCACACAUGUGUUUACCACGUUUUAUGCUAAAACAAAAUCCCUGCUGGUUAAUCCAGUGCUGUUUGCAAACCCCGAAGACUAUAACCAUCUAAUGGGUUAUGACAAACCGUUCACUUUUGACAUGGAAGAAGCCGGUGAAAAGAAACAGCUUCAAGAUGAGAAAUGAGUCUGCUGUUUUUAUGUUUGUGCUUAAAUGCAAUUUAUGUUUCAAUAUAUAAUAAUAAAAUUGCCUUUACUUUUGUUUUCUGUCAGUGACUGUUAAAAGUAAUUUGAAACAGUGUCAAACAGAACUUUUAACUUUCAGAGAAUUAUGUUUCUUUAUAAUAAAACAAGCUAUGUUUGAAAAACAAAA
Molecule: messenger RNA, 1317 nt
Organism: Equus quagga
Lineage: Eukaryota; Metazoa; Chordata; Mammalia; Perissodactyla; Equidae
Gene: TMEM70
Product: transmembrane protein 70
Exons: 3
Coding region: 16-1131 (371 amino acids)
Biological process (GO): mitochondrial proton-transporting ATP synthase complex assembly
Cellular component (GO): mitochondrial membrane
Source: RefSeq, a predicted model, not a curated record